CGUACGCGGUGACGUAAUGGACAGGAUUUCCGGUGGUGUGGGUUUGAAAAACAGCUGCUCACGGACUGAAAAUCACGGGAGGAAUGAGAGACGACAGGUAACAGACAGCGAACAGACGCACAGACUGACGCACACACAGGUAACCGACGCACCGGGGGACGGAGCGCGAGCAGCGGCGUUCUCACUCACUCGUGUUCUCAGUUUAACCCAGAUCCUGGUCCAGGUGAUCUGAACCGGACCAAUGGCGGGUCACACCUGGCUGGACUCCUCCCUGCGUCGCUCUGCCCGUCUGGGUCUGGAGGUUCUGGACCGGGCCUCCAGACGGAGCGUAGACUGGACCAGCGCUGCCACAUCCCGGACCCCCACCGCCUGUACAGAUGACGUGCCCCAAAGCCCCGCCCAGAGAACCCACUCGGAACUCGACGACGCCUUCUCGACUAUCGCGGAGUUCAUGACCCUGACGACGCUUCGGUGUAAAAUGUUUUAUGAGUCCGGUUGUUCCACCGACUCUGAGAGGAAACAUGUGUCCAGGUUCCACCGUCAAGAAGCCUCUAGAACGUCGUCGACCAGGACACAGGCUGGAGUUUCGGGGCCAGAUGCAGAUUUCUACAUCGAGGUUUCACCAGGAACGUACGCCGUCAGUGCCAGCCUGCCUGAGGCGCCGCGGCAGACCCGUAUGGUCAGCGUCAACGCUGGCGAGAGCGUCAACCUCACCUUUAACCUUUGACCUUCAGGACGACGCUCGGGGGCUUUAAAGCGUCUGUUCAGAACCAUCAGUGUUUUUUAUUCAUCUCUGCACUUAUCAACUGUCAGUAUUAUCAAAUAAAGUGUUCCGGACCCGGUUCAGGGCUUGUCUGCUAACCUGGUUCAGGACAUGUUUUCUGAUCCAGUUCACCCAUAGGCGCUGGUUCCGGUUCCUGAACGAGGUUGGGCUUUGAACUGUAGAACAUCCCUUCCUCGUCUCCCCUUCGUUGCCGGUAGCGAUAGGAACAGGGCGCUGUGAUUGGGCGACGCACUGAGUGGUGGCACAGGGAACCUGAAGGCAACAGGCCGAGGCAUUGUCCUUGCCAUGGCGCCCCCUACAGGCACAAACAACCUGGAAUGAAGCAGCUGCAUCAUCGAUAUAAAGCUAAUGCCCCUCCGCCCCCCCCCCCCCCCCCCCCCCUCCGCCCCUCCUCCUCAUGAAGCCCCUCCCCUUCUAUGAACCUGCUGCUGUGAUGAUCAGUGACAGGUCCUUACUGUUGUCAGUAAUAUUUAACCCCUUCCUGUCGGGUCGUGUUUCUGUUUGCUCCAAUAUAUUGAUUAUGAAUCUGUUACAAUCAGUGAUGAUGUGUUUUUAUAUGGAACUGAUUUUUUUUUUUUUAAAACACAUAAAACACUUUGACUCCUUCAGUGUUUUCAGUUGUUUGUGAUGUUGCACAUGAAUCUAAACCAAAGAACUUGACUCCAGACCAAAGGUUCAUUUUGUAUAAUUUCAUCCUCAUUCUAAGUACUGCAGUAUAAAUAAAUAUACUUCUAUUUACCACACUGUUUUACUACAUAUUCUGUAUAUUUCAGUUUUGUACAUUGAGCUGAGUCAUGAUAAAAUUACCAGAAGUAAAAUCACCAUGUUCUUCUCUGUUAAUGGUAAAUUAACCUGAAUUUACUUAAAUUUAAUUCAAUUCUAUUAAAAAUGUAAUUAAAAAAAAGUUUUUU
This is a messenger RNA of Sphaeramia orbicularis (orbiculate cardinalfish), 1695 nucleotides long. It is a transcript of the gene akip1, whose product is annotated as A kinase (PRKA) interacting protein 1. Lineage: Eukaryota; Metazoa; Chordata; Actinopteri; Kurtiformes; Apogonidae. Bases 242 to 727 code for a protein of 161 amino acids. Gene Ontology annotation, cellular component: nucleoplasm. Gene Ontology annotation, biological process: regulation of non-canonical NF-kappaB signal transduction. The transcript is spliced from 6 exons. The record is from RefSeq and is a predicted model, not a curated record.